Messenger RNA from Entrophospora sp. SA101, 1968 nucleotides. NCBI's taxonomy places the organism in Eukaryota, Fungi, Glomeromycota, Glomeromycetes, Entrophosporales, Entrophosporaceae. The record is from the annotation of a GenBank genome assembly.
AUGGUCAGGGAUUUUAAUAAAUUAGAUAGUUUGUUAGUGUCUUCAAGAAUACUUUCAAAUACUUUUUUUCUAAAAAACUUUCAUUAUAAAAGACAAAUUUCUCGGUCUUUUUCAACAAUUCAAAACAAUUAUCCUUAUAAUAAUUACAACAAUAAUGAUUUACGACGAAACUUUUCUUCACAAGUUGAAAUUAAAACUUUUAGUAAUCAAGAUAAAUUGCCACACCUACCAAUUCCUACCCUUCAAGAUACUGCAACACGUUACAAAAAAAGUUUAUUACCACUUUUAUCCCAAGCCGAUUAUAAUCGUGCAGCAGCAGCUGUUGACGAAUUUGUAAAGAAGGAUGGUCUUGGUGAAAAGUUACAGGCUAGGUUACAUGAAUUGUAUAAUAUUGAGCCCAAUUGGCUUGACAAAAUUUGGUUGGACAAGGCAUAUCUUGAAUGGCGUGAGCCUUCGUUGAUUAAUGUUAAUUGGUGGUGUGAAUUUGUUGAUCCAGUAGAUGGAAUAUUAAAACAACCUCCGCCAAAAGGUCAAGUUUCUGAUUUUCAAAUUAAUAGAAUGACUGGACUCAUAUCAAAUCUAUUAAGUUUCAAUGAUAUAAUUAAUAAUGAACAAUUACCGCCAGAAUCCACACGACAAGGAUUAUUAUGUAUGAAUCAAUAUAAAAAUCAAUUUGGAGCAACUCGUAUAGCAGAUCAUCCAAAAGAUCGUAUUAUCACAACUUGGCCAGCAACCGCAAAAUUUAUAAUUGUUUUGUUUAAAGACCAAAUUUUUAAAGUACAAGUAUUAGGCGAUAAUGGCGCAAGGGUUCCUGUUAAUGAAAUAGAAAAACAACUUAGAUCAGUUGUUGAACAAGUUAAUAAGAUUCCUAGUAGCGAAUUACAAGCUCCUGUAGGAUUGUUAACAGGGGAACAUCGUGACACUUGGGCAACUGCUCGAAAAACAUUAGAAAUGAACAAUAAACAAAAUUUUGAAACAAUUGACAAAGCAUUAUUUAGUGUGUCAUUAGAUGAUUAUUCGGUUGAUAGUGAUAUUAGUGUAUCACAUAACAAUUUGUUUCAUGGAUUUGAUGGAAGAAAUCGUUGGUUUGAUAAAGCAGUUCAAGUUAUUUUGCAAAGUAAUGGCCGUGGUGGUAUUAAUGGAGAACAUUCACCUUCAGAUGCAGUAAUUCCUGGAAAAAUGAUGGAUUAUAUUGUGUCAAGAGAACCUGCCCAAGAUCCACCAAAUGCAUCUUCAAUUAGUUUACCCACCCCCGAACAUUUAAAAUGGAAUUUAGAUCCGUCUAUCCAAAAAACCAUAGAAAAUGCGCAAGUUAAUAUUCAGUCAGCAAUUGAUAAUGUUGAUAGUGUUUUAUUACAUUAUAGCGAAUAUGGUUCUAAUUGGCUAAAGAAAAAUGCUUUUGUUCAAAUGGCUUUUCAAUUAGCUUAUUAUCGUCAUUAUGGUGAACCAUGUGCUACUUAUGAAUCUGCUUCUACAAGAGCAUUUUUACUUGGUAGAACGGAAACUGUUAGAUCGUGCUCUGUAGACAGCGUUGCAUUCACAAAAGCAUUCGAUGAUAAAAACGUUAAAAAAGAACAGAAAAUUGAAUUACUCAAAAAAGCCAUCGAGAGUCAUUUGGAAUAUAUGAUAUCUGCUACCAAAGGCAAUGGAGUAGAUAGACAUUUAUUAGGAUUGAGAGUACAUCUUCAAAACGAUGAGGAAAGAUCUAAAGCAACAAUUUUUAGUGAUCCAUCAUACCUCAAAUCGAUGUAUUUUAAACUUUCCUCUUCAAAUAUGAGCCCGGGUGAUUAUUUUUAUGGUGGUUUUGGAGCAGUUGUGCCAGAUGGAUAUGGUAUUUGUUAUUCUAUUGGCAAGGAAAAGUUAAAGUUGAGUAUAAGUAGUUAUAAAAAUGCCAAAGAAACCGAUAGUGUUGCAUUUAGAAAAACCUUGACUGGUGCAUUUAAUGAUUUAGGAUCAUCGUUAAGUUAA